This is a messenger RNA of Etheostoma spectabile (orangethroat darter), 5425 nucleotides long. RefSeq names its product complement component 1, q subcomponent-like 3a (gene c1ql3a). NCBI's taxonomy places the organism in Eukaryota, Metazoa, Chordata, Actinopteri, Perciformes, Percidae. Bases 489 to 1259 code for a protein of 256 amino acids. The record is from RefSeq and is a predicted model, not a curated record. Gene Ontology annotation, molecular function: protein binding. The transcript has 2 exons.
CUUAAUAACAGACAGACUGGUCUAACUGGCUCUGAUCCACCUUAAAGGGUCCAGCUGCUGUCCAAAUACUUUGCUCGGGGACCUGUGGAUCACAUAGGGACCAGACACCCCCCCCCCCCCCCCCCCCCCCCACCCCAGCUCCCCCUCCCCAUGUCUGGAUCCCAGAGAUGCUGAAUCCAUUGCUUUUGGAAAUCAGCGCACAGUGAAGAAGUUUGAGAGAGACUGGAGGAAGCAGCGCAUCAGCAGAAAAAGUGUGGAGAGAGGAGAGGAGGGGGGGGAGGGUAGGGGAGGGUAGGGGGGCUCUGCUCGCUUCAAAGUCCACUCAACAUUCUCAACAAAGUGUAGCUCGGCUACAGUUUUUUCUUCCUUUAAAGGGUAACCUCUCAGGCAGCAAGAUUCCGCCCAAAAGCAGACAGCCGGACCGCGCUGCGCUCACGCGGCUGGUCGGCAGGAAGCGGCUGGUGGCGGCGGGGGUCCUGGGGGUCGUCAUGGUCCUGCUGCUGGUCAUCCUCAUCCCGGUGCUGGUCAACUCCGCGGGCACAGCGGCGCACUAUGAGAUGCUCGGCACCUGCAGGAUGGUGUGCGACCCGUACGGAACCAAGUCCCCGACCAGCACCGCCGCGGCGGACCCGGUCCGGGACAGCGGUCUCGUGCAGUCUCUGCCCACUUUUAUCCAAGGUCCGAAAGGGGAGCCGGGGCGUCCGGGAAAGGCGGGUCCGAGGGGACCUCCUGGCGAGCCGGGAUUGCCUGGUCCAGCGGGGCCACCUGGAGAGAAAGGUGAAUCGGGCAGACCGGGUUUACCGGGCCCCCCGGGACCGAGCGCAGCGGCAGGUGCGAUCAGCGCGGCCACGUACAGCACCGUGCCCAAGAUCGCGUUUUACGCAGGGCUGAAGAAGCAGCACGAGGGCUACGAGCUGCUCAAGUUCGACGACGUGGUGACCAACCUGGGGAACCACUACGACCCCACCACCGGGAAGUUCACGUGCUCCAUCCCCGGGAUCUAUUUCUUCACCUACCACGUCCUGAUGCGCGGAGGGGAUGGCACGAGCAUGUGGGCUGAUCUGUGCAAAAACAACCAGGUGCGUGCCAGUGCCAUCGCCCAGGAUGCGGACCAAAACUAUGACUAUGCCAGUAACAGCGCUGUGCUGCAUCUGGAGCCGGGAGACGAGGUCUACAUUAAACUCGACGGGGGCAAAGCGCACGGAGGCAACAACAACAAGUACAGCACCUUCUCCGGAUUCAUCAUCUACGCCGACUAGACAGCAGCACACGCUCAGCCCUCAGCAAGUACAGGCCUCAGUCUGCCCUCUACCAAUCAGACGCUCAGACUUCCUCUUUUAAACCUGUGCGGACAAACCAAUACCCCAAAAUAAACCUUUGUGACCUGCUUAGUAUUUCAUUUUUCUACAUCCUGCUAACAUCACUCUCCUAAGUUGCAAGUGACUUUGGACAAAAGCAUCAGUGAAAUGGUUAAAUGUUGGGAUCAAACCAUAUCCUCUCUUCAUACCAUUACCAUUACGUCACACUUACAGCUGAUGUCGUUGUGUUGAUGUAGUCCUGUCACCGAGUGAUUGAUUGGUAGGUAGAAGAUGGGCGUGUUUGUGCAUGUGUUUGGGGGGGGGGGGGGGGGGGGUUGCAGAGAUUCACUAAACAUCAGUAAGAUGUAGCCUACAUGUAGCCUAGUACUGUUAUUUCAGUUAUAAGUCCAGGAUGAGGUGUUUGUAGAGACAGCAUUAAGAGGAAGAGUUAUCAUCAUCACUCUUAAAUCUGAUUGGGCCACAAGCUGCCUGUCAACCAAUCGAGCUGUCUUUUUAAAAAUUAAGUGGAAAAGUAAAAAAUGUGAUAGAAAUGCAGCAGCUAGUGUUCAGCUAUAAAAACCGACUGUGGAGGACUUUGUGCAAUACUUAGUAUUAAUAAAGCAUAAGUACUUAGUAUAAUAAACUAUAUCCACAAUGAUAAUUAAUGAGAAAGCCCUCAGUCAGCGUUUGUGGUUUAUUUCUCUUUUUUGAUUUUAUGUAGAUAGCACGGUAAAGCUGGCAACACUUGAAGUGCAUUAAGAUACACUUAUUAUAAACAUAAUUACCUCUUUUAUAGAAUAGAAUCAUUGAUAAAAUCAAUAUAUAAACAAAUAACACUUUUUUUAACCUGAUUUGUUUAUAUUCUCAUGUUUUAAUUUGAAUGAUCUAAUAAUGUGAUUCCUCAUCAUUGGUUUGUAGCAGCACUUCCUUUAAAUUUUUAUUCAGAUGUUUUCAUCAAUGCAGAUAUGACAAUUUGAGCAUUCUUAACCCAUGAUGUAGGGAACUUGAUUUAUGUCAAGCAUCAGAGAGGAAGAAUGUUCGGGAAAAAUAAAUCUGGAAAACUUGAUGGGUUUUUUCUGAAGCCUGCUGGGGGGUGUUCAGGGCAACGCUUGGUGCAAGAGGAAAGUAUAGGCAGACAUGUUAAACUUCAUAUGGCGGUCGCAAGAACUGCGUCCAGAGUGAGGGUGUGUCCCAACAUCUACACUUACAUACAUAUCCACUCCAUGGAGCAGUUCUUUCCUGUCAUUGGUUCCCUGGUCUGUUGAGACUGAGGAUGUGCAGACAUGUACCGAGCAUUCCUGCCAAUGAAUUCCCACUGCUCUGAUCUCCAGGUAGGGCUUGAGCAAAGUCAGGGAAGAAGACUGCAUGCUAGGAAACAUGGACGUUAACAAUGUUGGAUUUAAAAUUCGUGGCUUUGCAAAUUUUUUGAUCAAAACUUAAUGCAAUCAACACUCGUUUGACUUUAAAGGACCUAAAAUGUGCAUUUACUGCAGGUAGUGUGUCCCAUGUUGGAAAUAUGCACAUAGUACACUUAAUCUACACCUAAUACCGCUUAACUAAUGGGUUGAUUCCACCAAAGGUGUGGGGGGGGGGGGGGGGGGGGGGGGUGCUGCUCCACUCCACUGGCCGCUUGAUGGAAUCGACUGUUUCCCAAGUAGGUGACGUAGUACCCUAUCGUGGAAUGCACCUGAUUGGAUAAACUGGAACUGGAAACAACAUGGCGGCUUUUUAAAUUUUUUUUCGGUUAUUCUGUUUUAGCGAUCCGCCAAAAUCCAUUUCUUAACAACAUUUUGUGGGAAAAUUCAUGCUGCAUGGACUCAUUUAUAUUAACAAUUUGAUCUUCCUGAUUGGACUGAUAUAGCAUAACUGGCACUGUCAACAUACAUCUUAACUAUCAUAUUCUUUUAUCGAUAGAUACAAUUUGCAUAAUAUGUUCCUUACUUAUACAUACAAAUAAUAUGGUUUAAUGUAGAGCAUCUAGAUAUCUUGGCUUUAUAUGGCUAUAUUAAUUUAUUACUUCUCUCAGCUCCUGGAUGUGUGUUUUUAUGUAAUGCUGGAUGGUUGAUCCUACUUAUUUGUUCCAACAAAACAUCUGAGCCCAACUGUGCCAUGCACAGAAUUUGCAUGAGUUUUUUAUCAAGUGUGCCCCAGUGGGCUCUGAUAAACUUCCAUGUGCUCAUGAUCUCAAUACUCAAAAUUCACAGUACACAAAUAGGCACUUGACUACUCGCCAAAGUGUGAGUAUACACACCUAACAACCACCCAUCCCACUGAACUACGCUCCACCUACUUCUAGAAACAGUCCAACGUUUUAGGAAAUCCAGCCAAGACAGUAGCUUCUUGGGCUGCAAACAAAAAGGAAAAAAAUCAGUGAUCAGCUCCUUGGCUUCGCUAGGUUUGUUAAGCGGCACCAGAUGCUCUCCUCUCGAUGUGAAGUCUCAUCGUUGUUUGUUGUUUGCCGAUGAUGGUAGUGUCGUUCCUAGUCUAUAUCGGUGAUAUUUCCUUUACGUGGUGGUUCCCGUUCCGCCGGAUGUCCCUCAGCUUUUCCUUUCUUUGUGUUGGCAUCCUAAACUCGGAUUGUUUCGCGAAACAUCCUCUGAGCUAGAACGGACAAUCAAACUAUAUUCAUCUUCUUUUGAGUGAAAUUCUCAUCCCACACUACGUACACACGUUCCACCAAAACAGGUUCCUUGACCGUGAUUGGUUUAAAGAAAUGCCAAUACGCCAGAGCACAUUUUUCUUCUAUUCAGGAAUGCUGUGAGGACUAGCCAGACCUUCUUGAGUAGCGCUGUGGGGGAAGGUCUGCAACAUGACCUGAUGCAGUUCGGACUUGUGUUUUUAGUUCAAAUCCUUAACCUGUGACCAUCAACAGUUGCACAGCUUUUAUUUAAACUCAGUUUGGACUGGCCUCUCACUUGUGUUUUUGACAGUGGGAUUCAAAUAUAAAUCAUCUUAUAAGUAUCAAAAGUAAACAAAAUACAGAUACAGAGAUACAUCUAUAAUUGCUUUGUGUUAUCACUGAGGACACAGAGCUCACGCCCUUAAUGUUAGUUAUAUUUAUAUUCUCUUUUGACUCAAUAUAUUUUUUGAAGAUAUAUGUUGGAAGAUACAGGAGGAUUAGAAGGCUGUAAUCAUCUAUUAACAUCAUACCGGUUCAAAUAAUGAUUCAAGUAUUUGUGCUAAACUAGACUAAAUAUGUCAUACAUAUACAUAUACAUAUCAUGCAUUCACAUACCACUGUGGCUAAAACAGUGUGUUUCCCAAAAUGUCACACACCCACACGCCAUAUUCCACAUUUGUGAACUCCUGUUCACUAAAUUAUGUUAAUAUGUAAGCUGCGUUAUCUCAGUGCUUCCUGAGAUUCUCUGCUGAGUUAUUAAAAGCGAAAUAUGUCAAAAGGUUGUUGGUCAUUGAGAGUAGUGGUUGGCAUCUCACUCCCAGAGGCUGCCAGAGCAGCAGACUGCAUGUGAACAUAUUCUCUUUUUGUAAUCUUGUUACAGUAAUUCCCAUAUAUGAUAUGAUAGGGUUGGAACUGGCUAGAAAUGUAGAAACCACAUUUAGGAGUUUCUUCACACAACAAAUAAAGUGUUUUACCAGUUCCAACCACGCAGCCACCGCCAUGGCUGAGUGGCUCCAGUGUGUCGGUAGCCAUGUCGAAGAUGUUUAUGUCAGCUGUUUUCUUGAUUGGCUUGUGUUUCUUCCUACUUCCGCCUGACCAAAUUUGCAAUGUGACCUGAAAGCACCUUGCAGAAGUAGAGAAUAACAAUGUAUCAAUGUACAGUGUCAUGUAUCUUAAAGAUAGAAACUGUGGUUCACUGGAAUUAUAUGUAAAUACUGUAGUGAUACAAACUGUUCAUAUUUUAUCUGCAUAUCCCAUGUACAGAAUGCAAGAAGAGAGGGAAUGAUUUUACAUAUUUUAUUAAUCAAACAAUCAAUAAUUCAGUAAUCACUGAUUGUCUUGAAGUUAUAGCCUCAACAGUGUAUUGGUGUGAAAGGCAUAUGUAUGGUAUAUACAGUGUCAGGUGUGUGCAAUAUUAUAAAAUCUUUACUCUUCUUCUCUCUUACAGCAGUCACCGGUGUACUGUUACCUCAACAAUGUCUCCAUUAAAUGGACAGAAGUAACUCUG